CGAGAAACUUCCGGAAACAGCCUGGCGGAAGUGACGGCGCUCGUGACGCGACUUCCUGUUUGCGGCUGAGGGGAACCGCCGCCGUUGCCGUUGUCCUGGGCUGCCGGCGGGGAGGUUGCGGCAGCGCUGCGCAGGCACCGCAGCGGGAUUUGAAAGUCCCACCUGUUGUUACCAAGACAACUGCUGAAACAUGGUGGAUUACUAUGAAGUUCUGGGAGUGCAGAAGCAUGCCUCAGCAGAAGAUAUUAAAAAAGCGUACCGUAAAUUGGCAUUAAAAUGGCACCCUGAUAAGAAUCCAGAAAAUAAAGAAGAAGCAGAGCAGCAAUUUAAACAAGUAGCCGAGGCCUAUGAAGUUCUGUCAGAUGCUAAAAAACGUGACAUCUAUGACAGAUAUGGAAAAGAAGGCUUAAUAAAUGGAGGUGGAGGUGGAAUUCGUCAUGAUAGUCCGUUUGAAUUUGGAUUUACAUUCCGAAACCCAGAGGACGUCUUUAGGGAGUUUUUUGGUGGAAGGGACCCUUUUUCAUUUGACUUCUUCGAAGAUCCUUUUGAGGACUUCUUCGGGAGCAGACGGGGUCCAAGGGGAAACAGAAGCAGAGCUGGUGGAUCAUUUUUAUCUGCUUUUGGUGGAUUCCCUGGUUUUGGAAGUGCUUUUACUUCAUUUGACACAGGUUUUACUUCAUUUGGUUCACUGGGACAUGGAGGCCUUACUUCGUUCUCCUCUACGUCAUUUGGUGGCAGCGGGAUGGGAAACUUCAAAUCAGUAUCAACCUCAACUAAAAUAGUUAAUGGCAGAAAAAUUACUACAAAGAGAACUGUUGAGAAUGGACAAGAGAGAGUAGAAGUUGAAGAAGAUGGCCAGUUAAGGUCGCUAACAAUAAAUGGUGAGGCAAAUGAAGAAGCCUUUGCCGAGGAGUGCCGACGGAGAGGACAGCACGCCCUGCCCUUCCAGCCCACCAACACGCGCCUGCUGAAGCCACACAAGCCUGCCAGUUCCCCCAGAUAUGCCUAUCAUUAUAAUAGCGAUGAGGUGGAAGAGCAAGAAAAAAGCCGGGUUGCAAGCAGCUUGGAGACCCCCUUUUAUUUAUCAGGAUACAAAGAAGGCAGCAAGAGGAGGAAGCAGAAGCAGAGAGAGGAACAGAAGAAGAAGAAGUCAACCAAAGGGAGUUACUAAAAUGGACAUCUCUGCUAUACCAAUCCCUUUAUUAAAACGGCAACUUGCGUUACAUUUGAGCACA
This is a messenger RNA of Numida meleagris (helmeted guineafowl), 1235 nucleotides long. It is a transcript of the gene DNAJB6, whose product is annotated as DnaJ heat shock protein family (Hsp40) member B6. NCBI's taxonomy places the organism in Eukaryota, Metazoa, Chordata, Aves, Galliformes, Numididae. The transcript is spliced from 10 exons. The record is from RefSeq and is a predicted model, not a curated record. Gene Ontology annotation, biological process: protein refolding; positive regulation of proteasomal ubiquitin-dependent protein catabolic process. Gene Ontology annotation, cellular component: endoplasmic reticulum membrane; cytosol. Bases 191 to 1171 code for a protein of 326 amino acids. Gene Ontology annotation, molecular function: ATPase activator activity; Hsp70 protein binding.